This is a messenger RNA of Lodderomyces elongisporus, 2274 nucleotides long. It is a transcript of the gene CDC60, whose product is annotated as leucine--tRNA ligase. Gene Ontology annotation, molecular function: ATP binding; leucine-tRNA ligase activity; aminoacyl-tRNA deacylase activity. Lineage: Eukaryota; Fungi; Ascomycota; Pichiomycetes; Serinales; Debaryomycetaceae. Bases 1 to 2274 code for a protein of 757 amino acids. Gene Ontology annotation, biological process: leucyl-tRNA aminoacylation. The record is from RefSeq and is a predicted model, not a curated record. The transcript is spliced from 6 exons.
AUGCUUUUAUUGAGAGAUUGUGGGAAAAUCAUGUUUGGUGAGAGAUACACGAUCUACUCUGAGAAAGAUGGCCAAGCAUGUUUGGACCACGAUAGACUGUCUGGUGAAGGUGUGACUCCACAAGAAUAUGUAGGUAUCAAAAUCAAGGUUGACGAGUUUGCUCCAGAGGCUAAGAAGCCUGAGACCAUGUAUGGUCAAACCACUUGUUUCGUUAGUCCAAAGAUAGAUUAUGGUAUCUUUGAUGCAGGAAAUGGUGAUUUCUAUAUUACUACUGAACGUGCUUUCAAAAACAUGUCCUUCCAAAACUUGACACCAAAACGAGGCUACUACAAACCAGUUGUUACAAUCAAUACAGUUAAACCUAAUAAAGGUACUGGUGUAGUCACUUGUGUUCCAUCGGGUUCCCCAGAUGAUUUUGUCACAACAAGGGAUCUUGCAAACAAACCAGAGUAUUAUGUCAGCGAGUUUUUGGUCAAUGAGCUCAAGAUCCAGUCUCCAAAGGAUGCAUUGAAAUUAGCUGAGGCCAAAGAGUUGGCUUAUAAGGAAGAUUUCUACAAUGGUACGAUGAUUAUCGGUAAAUAUUCAGUAAAAGUGAAGGCUGACUUGAUCGCAUCUGGCGAAGCAUUUGUUUAUAGUGAACCAGAAAAUCAAGUCAUUUCUAGAUCUGGUGACGAUUGUUGUGUUUCUUUAGAAGACCAGUGGUACAUUGAUUAUGGUGAAGAGGUAUGGAUGGGUCAAGCACUCGAUUGUCUUAAAGAUAUGGAGACUUUCGCCAAGGAAACUAGACACGGUUUUGAAGGUGUUCUUGCAUGGAUGAAGAACUGGGCUGUGACUAGAAAGUUUGGUUUGGGUACCAAGUUACCAUGGGAUGACCAAUACUUGGUUGAGUCAUUGUCUGACUCGACGAUUUACAUGGCCUACUAUACAAUUGAUAGAUUCUUGCAUUCCGACUAUUACGGUCAAGUGCCAGGUAAGUUCAACAUUAAACCUGAGUUGAUGACUGAUGAAGUUUUUGAUUAUAUUUUCACCCGUCGUGACGAAGUUGAGACCGAGAUUCCAAUGGAACAAUUGAAAGAAAUGAGAAGAGAAUUUGAGUAUUUUUACCCAUUGGAUGUAAGAGUAUCAGGAAAGGAUUUGAUUCCUAACCAUUUGACAUUCUUCAUCUACACACACGUUGCCUUGUUCCCCAAGAGAUUAUGGCCCAAAGGUGUUAGAGCCAACGGUCAUUUGAUGUUGAAUAACGCCAAGAUGGCAAAGUCUACUGGUAACUUUAUGACCUUGGAACAAAUUGUUGAAAAGUUUGGUGCUGACGCGUCAAGAAUAGCAAUGGCUGAUGCUGGUGACACUGUUGAAGAUGCCAACUUUGACGAAGCUAAUGCCAAUGCAGCCAUUUUGAGAUUGACUACCCUUAAGGACUGGUGUGAAGAGGAGUUGAAGAAUCAAAACUUGAGAACAGUCAAUAUACUUUUGAGUAAUUACAAACAAGCAUUGAAGUUUGGUUUGUUUGACUUCCAAAUUGCAAGAGACUUUUACAGAGAAUCUGUCAACUCUUCCUCGAUCGGUAUGCACAAGGACUUGGUUCUCAAGUAUAUUGAGUACCAAGCUUUAUUGUUAGCACCUAUUGCUCCUCACUUUGCUGAGUACCUUUACAAAGAUGUUUUGAAAAAAGAGGGUAGUGUACAAACCGCUGCAUUCCCCAAGCCAUCCAAACCAGUGUCUAAAGCAACUUUGGAUUCAUUGGACUAUGUGAGAAAUGUCUCGAGGUCAAUUCGUGAAGUUGAAGGAUUGGGUCUCAAGAAGAAGAAAGGUAAGUCGGACUUCAACGCGGGUGACUCUGUCAAGUUGACUAUCUUGGUCUCCAAUACAUUCCCAGACUGGCAAGAGUCAUAUAUCGAUUUGGUGCGUGAGUUGUUUGAAGCACAGAAAUUAUCCGACAACAACCUCAUCAAGGAGAAAGUUGGAAAAGAUAUGAAGAGAGGAAUGCCAUUCAUCAAUCAAUUGAAAUAUAGAUUGAACACCGAGGACCCCGAGACCGUGUUCAACAGAAAACUUACAUUCAACGAAGUUGAUGUCUUAAACAAAGUUGUCAAGCUUCUAGAAAACGCACCAUUUUCAGUUAAAGUCAAGGACAUGGAAAUCAUUUCAUUCGAUAAUGGUUCUACAAAUGGAAAGAAUGUUUUGACAGGUGAGGAUGUGGAAGUUGAAAUAAAGGGUAAAGUCAAGGAGGCUGCUAUCCCAGGUGAACCAGGAAUUUUAUUGAAAAAGAUUGAUUAG